GUGUGCUGCAAAGAUGCAAGGGUAUGCCGCUGCCGUUCGAGAACAGCUUUUGCUUUCGCAUGAGCUGGUUGGACCAGAGACCUCCGUUCACGAACUCAAGUCUCGGUGAGGGGAAUGCCCUCUUCGAAGGUUUAAGCGACUGGUAUUCCGAGGCUCAGCCGGUUCCGGGAGAGGAGCUCCCUUUUCUCUACAUCCGCACUGCCGCAUCGACAGCUCCUGACGAAGCUUUGGAGCCCUACCCAGUCCGCUCCAUGCUGGUUGCAUCCAAAGAAGGUGGAGCCCCCGGUGGAGCCAGAAGACUGGACUUCGCGCUGCUAACUUUGGCGAGGGCACUGCGGCGGCAGCGCUUUCCAAAGCUGGAAGAGUCCUCACCCGGGGCGGCGGCGGCGCUGGCACUAGUGCGACAAUCGCUGAAGGCAGCGCUUCGGAAGGACCUGGAAGACAUGUCGGCCAACGUCGCAGACUCCCUUCAGCUGGCGCCCAGCUAUUG
Messenger RNA from Symbiodinium necroappetens, 490 nucleotides. NCBI's taxonomy places the organism in Eukaryota, Dinophyceae, Suessiales, Symbiodiniaceae. The record is from the annotation of a GenBank genome assembly.